GGGAGGACUCCCCUCCGCCUGCCCUGUCGGCGACACGGCUGUCGUGACAGAGCCCGGCGGCCCCGCGCCCCCGCGCUGGCCGCCGGUAUGAAGACGGAAGAGGCUCCGUCCUGCCUGCAGCAGGCGACGCCGGUCCUGGGCUUCGGUUCGGAUUCCAAGAUGCGGGAGGUUUGCGCCGGCUGCGACACCCCCAUCUCCGACCGGUUCCUCCUGCGAGUCAACGACCGCUCCUGGCACGAAGGUUGCGUGAAAUGUGCCGUCUGCCUCCAGCCGCUCUCCGGGACCUGCUACUGUCGCAACCGGCAGCUCUACUGCAAACACGACUACGAGAAGCUCUUCCAGACCAAGUGCAGCAGCUGCUUGAAGGCCAUCGCCCCCUCCGAGCUCAUCAUGCGGGUGUUGGAGAACGUCUACCACGUCCACUGCUUCUACUGCUGCGAGUGUGAGCGGCGCCUGCAGCGGGGAGACGAGUUCGUGCUCAAGGAGGGGCAGCUGCUGUGUCGCAGCGACUACGAGAAGGAGAAGGAGAUGCUGAGCGCUAUCAGCCCGGCACCCACCGAGUCCGUGAAAAGCGAGGACGAAGACGGCAGCCACUCGCACGGCAAAGGCAGCGAGGAGAGCAAAGACCACAAGCGCUCCAAGCGCCCGCGCACCAUCCUCACCACCCAGCAGCGUCGGGCGUUCAAGGCCUCCUUCGAGGUUUCCUCGAAACCUUGCAGAAAGGUAAGAGAGACCCUGGCAGCCGAGACGGGCUUGACCGUGCGGGUGGUACAGGUCUGGUUCCAGAACCAAAGAGCCAAGAUGAAGAAGAUCGCUCGCAGGCAACAACAGCAGCAGCAGCAACAGCAGGAGCAAGACCAGCUGGGCAACCCUCGCUUAGGGAGCGGGAGAGGGACCGGUCGCAACAGCCGGCAGAGCAACGACGACAGCGAAGACGGCGCAAGCGUUCACGGCCUGGAUGGGCUCAUGGUCCCCUACCCCCGGAUCCCCCAGCAGCAGCUGCUGCCCCUGGAUCAGAACGGCUACAGCACAGACUUGUACAGACAAGGGCUGACGCCCCCCCAGCUGCCAGGAGACCAUCUGCACCCCUACGACUCAGAAGGAGUUUUUCACGACAUGGACAGUGACAGCAUCAGCCACCUGGGAGACUGCCUGCUGUCAACGGCCGAAGCCAACCUCCUCCAAGCCCGCGUGGGCAACCCCAUUGACCGACUCUACUCCAUGCAGAGCUCCUACUUCACCUCCUGACCAUAAAAAAGCUCCCAACCCUUCGCGAGUAUCUCGGAUGGCUGCUGCUUCAAAUUCAGAAGGAGGGUGAGGGGGAAGAAACACAACUGAGACCUUCAAAGACAUUCCUUGAGCACUGCACAACGGAGGAGGCGACUAG
Chroicocephalus ridibundus (black-headed gull) is the source of this 1387-nucleotide messenger RNA. RefSeq names its product LIM homeobox transcription factor 1-alpha-like. Gene Ontology annotation, molecular function: DNA-binding transcription factor activity, RNA polymerase II-specific; RNA polymerase II transcription regulatory region sequence-specific DNA binding. NCBI's taxonomy places the organism in Eukaryota, Metazoa, Chordata, Aves, Charadriiformes, Laridae. Gene Ontology annotation, biological process: regulation of transcription by RNA polymerase II; neuron differentiation. The coding region runs from base 88 to 1248 and encodes 386 amino acids. The transcript has 9 exons. The record is from RefSeq and is a predicted model, not a curated record. Gene Ontology annotation, cellular component: nucleus.